UACAUUAUCUAGUAUUUGAAAAGUUUGAAUAAGUUGAACAGAGCUCUUUAUUUUCGACUAAUGGUAAUAUCGAUCGUAUUUAUAAAAUUAUCUUACCUACAUGUGUAGAAAAAGUGGGGGUAAACCAUCAGAUGUUUAUAGGUUUCUAAAAAUAAAUACACCGCAAUCGCUCGCGGCCCGGUAUUCAGUUUGGCUCUAUUCAUCUCUGGUUAGGCUCAACAGAUCGAUUUAGUUAGUUAGAUACUGUAUAUUUUUGAAUUCGUCUUAACAAUAGUUUUGUUUUGUUAUAAUUCAGUAACUAGUAUAAGUCAAAUUAUGUUGAGGAUCGUGUUAUUGUUGUCGUUAACAUGUGUGCUUACUUUUUUCGUUUAUUGCAUAGUUGCCGAUCAAACAGCCAGUAGAGACGAUCCUGAAAACUACUGUAAAUGCGUUGGUUAUAGUUGCGGUUGCUGCAGUAAAAUCAACGUUGAAUUCCUGUUAAACGCAAAAGUGUGCGCAAAUAUCUCUUAUUUGCCUGACCAGUAUGGAAUUUCUGUUACAAUAACUUACAAUGAUAAAAUAAUAUUCAAUGAAACAGAUUCAGUUAAGAAUCCACCACCUUUUUGCAUUGUUCACAUUGAUAAAAUAAAGAUGGAAUUCUGCUUAAGAUUCUAUGACCUUGAUAUUAAAAACAAAUGUUUCUCUGGCUGUGGUGAAUUGGAGAUAAACUUCUACAAGGUCGUGCCUCUCCAGAAAUUCAGUUUAGGCUGUUUCGGGAAAAACUGUAAAAUAUCGCCAACUUUACUUACAAAAAUUUUGAAUACUUUUUACGGCACGACAGAUAAAAAUGACAAACAAGACGAACCUCAGCCUGAAGUCGUAUUGAUAUAAAU
Molecule: messenger RNA, 872 nt
Organism: Phymastichus coffea
Lineage: Eukaryota; Metazoa; Arthropoda; Insecta; Hymenoptera; Eulophidae
Exons: 4
Coding region: 316-870 (184 amino acids)
Source: RefSeq, a predicted model, not a curated record